Messenger RNA from Colossoma macropomum (tambaqui), 2651 nucleotides. RefSeq names its product leucine-rich repeat LGI family, member 2a (gene lgi2a). NCBI's taxonomy places the organism in Eukaryota, Metazoa, Chordata, Actinopteri, Characiformes, Serrasalmidae. Gene Ontology annotation, molecular function: protein binding. The transcript is spliced from 8 exons. The record is from RefSeq and is a predicted model, not a curated record. The coding region runs from base 252 to 1874 and encodes 540 amino acids. Gene Ontology annotation, biological process: inhibitory synapse assembly.
UUCCUAAUAGCGUCCUGACUACCUGCAGCGCGGCGCUGCUGACGGUCGAGCUCAUUCACAGAGGCGGUUUGACCAGCAGUCGUCAGUGUUGGGCGCCUUUAAUAAAUAAUGAAGCUGAGCGCGAGGAGCUUCAGCUGCGGCUGAACUGCUGAUGUCAGGAGCUUCAGUGCUGCAGUUGGGGCUGCAGGCAGGACUCGGUGGAGCUCAGGUCUUUCCUCUCCGGACUCCCACAUGCAAACCAGCCAGGAAAGAUGCUCUCCACGGUCAAACAGUGCGCUGUAAUAUCGGCGAUGUUGCUCUGGUUGAUGCCGUCCGUCCACUCGGGGAAAAAGGUCUUUAAAUGCCCUUCAUCAUGCAGCUGUUCCAAGGAGUCCAUCAUCUGCGUCGGGUCUUCGUAUGUCCCCCGGAUGACCCCCAACGAUGUCAGCUCGCUGAGCAUCGUGAACGGAACCUUCUCUGAGGUGAAGGAGGCGAUGUUCGCCCACAUGCCCUCCCUGCAGCUACUACUGCUUAACUCAAAUGCACUUACUACAAUCAGGGAUGAUGCGUUCGCUGGCCUACCACAUCUAGAGUAUUUGUUCAUUGAAAACAACAAAAUUGAGACCACUUCAAAAUAUUCUUUCAGAGGGCUCAGAGACCUGACUCAUUUGUCUUUGGCGAACAACAACAUCAAAGCCUUGCCAAGAGAUCUCUUCGUUGAUCUGGAUUCACUAAUAGAACUAGACCUGAGAGGUAAUGUGUUAGAGUGUGACUGUCGUGCUAAGUGGCUGAUGACGUGGUUGAAGAACACCAAUGCCACCGUGUCAGAUGUCCUCUGUGCUGGCCCUGAGGAGAUGAAGGGCAAGCGGCUCAAUGACAUGGCAAGCCUCCACAACGAGUGCAUCUCCACAGAUUUCAUUCCACUUCACUCUGUGACUACUGAGUCUCUAUCUGUGGACACGUUCUCUCACAAGAAUGAUGUGUAUGUGGCCAUUGCUGCCCCUAACAUAGAGAGCUGCAUGGUGCUUCAGUGGGACCACAUUGAAAUGAACUUCAGGACUUACGACAACAUUACAGGUCAGUCCAUUGUUGGCUGCAAGUCAGUGAUCAUCCAGAACCAGGUGUUUGUGAUUGUUGCUCAGCUUUUUGGUGGCUCUCACAUCUACAAAUUUGAUGAAGAUCAAAGCAAGUUCACCAAGUUUCAGGACAUUGAAGUGUCCAAGAUCUCCAAGCCCAAUGACAUUGAAGCCUUCCAGAUUGGCGAUGAUUGGUUCUUUGUUAUUGCUGACAGCUCUAAGGCUGGUCUUUCAACCCUCUAUAAGUGGAACGACAAGGGCUUCUAUUCCUACCAGUCCCUGCAUGAAUGGUACCGUGAUACCGAUGCAGAGUUUGUGGACUUGGAUGGCAAGGCUCACCUCAUCCUGGCCAGUCGAUCUCAAGUCCCAGUAAUUUACCAGUGGAGCAAGAGUGUACAGAAGUUUGUCUUACAAGGUGAAAUCCCCAAUAUGGAGGAUGUAGUGGCUGUCAAGGCUUUCUGGAUUAAGGAGGAAAUUUACCUGGCUAUGACACGAUACAUUGGUGACUCUAAAGUCCUUCACUGGACUGCCAAGCAUUUCUCUGAGGUUCAGGCCCUUCCUUCAAGAGGUUCCAUGAUCCUUCAACCAUUCACCUUCAAAGAUCGGUAUUACCUGGCUUUAGGUAGUGACUACACCUUCUCACAGAUCUACCUGUGGGAUGCGGAGAAGAAGAUUUUUGAGCGUUUUAAGGAAGUGUACAUCCAAGCCCCACGCUCUUUUACCGUGGUCUCUACAGACCGCCGGGACUUCAUCUUCGCUUCCAGCUUCAAGGGUAGCACGCAGAUAUUUGAGCACAUCAUUAUCGAUCUAAGCCUGUGAGAUCCUAUAUGGACACAGGGUCCAAAAGGCCAUCUGGAAGCAUUUCAGCAUCCGACAAUGUCUUCCAUUCAAAACCUUACAAUUUGCUUGGGGAGGGUAUAUGGGAAUGUUGGAUGUGGAGAAGGUUGGUUGGAAAUGCUGUUCAAGAAGCUUUAUCAGGUAUGUAAUGUAAUUUCAUGGUGUAGUACAUAGUAGUUCAUGCAUUUGUAUAAAGCUCUACAUUUAUUUAGGAUGUUGCUUGCCAUUUGUCUGUUCAUGUUUUUAUUUAUUUAAUUACUGAUUUAUUUGUUUAUUUGGUACACCUUUAGCUGAGAUGUUCUUCAGCCCAUAAAAUGAGGACAUUCAUUGGGGACACAUAGUGCUGGGUGGAGCUAUACCCAAAUCACUUGCAUAUAUAAAACUAGCAAUAUCUUGAAGGACUUGGCAUUUAUGCAGCAAUCAUGCUGUGGCACCAUGCAUGAUAGAGUUGCAAAAAUAAAAAUAAAAAAAAUAAUAAUUUAUUGCAGGCAUGCUGAAAAACUUCUGAUGUUAACUUACAACCUACAGGUGACUGAUGAAAUGCAGUCAAAUUCUAUACCAUGAAAUACCCCCAUAUGUGUGAUAGUUCAUUUCAUUUACAUAUCCUUGCACUAUUUUUACAAUUAUUUGCUGAAUGUAGGACCUGUUUGCUCUACAACUACAUACAAUACUGUGCAAAUUCAAAGUCCACCCUUUGUUUACUUAAUUUCCAGUCAAAACUGCCAUUAAGUACAAGUGAUUCAUUUUUCAGUGUCGGGA